This is a messenger RNA of Condylura cristata (star-nosed mole), 902 nucleotides long. RefSeq names its product ribosomal protein L36a (gene RPL36A). The record is from RefSeq and is a predicted model, not a curated record. Bases 1 to 774 code for a protein of 257 amino acids. Gene Ontology annotation, cellular component: ribosome; cytosolic large ribosomal subunit. Gene Ontology annotation, molecular function: structural constituent of ribosome. Lineage: Eukaryota; Metazoa; Chordata; Mammalia; Eulipotyphla; Talpidae. The transcript is spliced from 7 exons. Gene Ontology annotation, biological process: translation.
AUGUCGACUAUCCUAUUCCAUUUCCUCAUCUGUGAAAUGGGAAUAUCAAUGCCACACACGCCCCAAAGUUACAGUGUCCGACACAGAAUAGGCAUUCAAAACAAACAUCUGUUGAUUGGACCAACUGACCGUGUGAUAACCAAGCAACUGGCUCCCUCGAAGCCUUCGCAGAAGCUGCAGUUCUCUGUGAAAGAUACUCCCAGUGCCCUCAAGGUGGAGGAAGCAGGCUUCCACUUGACCCUAGUCCUGCCUUCCCUCGUGCAGAAGGAUAGGAAGGAAGACCAGAGGGUCUGGAAAGUGCACUGCCUCCUUCAUUUAACACGGGCGCUGCGCAAGAGACUUAGACUCUAUGUUCACUCCUACUCCCAUGAGGUAGCGCGACCAGGAAGCGCCUAUAUACUUCCGUUUCCGGCUCGGCCUCUUUCUUUCCGUGCCGCUAGAGCUCUUGCAAGCAUGGUGAACGUUCCUAAAACCCGCCGGACCUUCUGUAAGAAGUGUGGCAAGCAUCAGCCCCACAAAGUGACACAGUACAAGAAGGGCAAGGAUUCCCUUUAUGCCCAGGGAAAGCGGCGGUAUGACAGGAAGCAGAGUGGCUAUGGUGGACAGACAAAGCCAAUUUUCCGGAAAAAGGCUAAAACUACAAAGAAGAUUGUGCUGCGACUUGAAUGCGUUGAGCCCAACUGCAGAUCGAAGAGGAUGUUGGCUAUUAAGAGAUGCAAGCAUUUUGAGCUGGGAGGAGAUAAGAAGAGAAAGGGCCAGGUGAUCCAGUUCUAAGCAUCAUCUUUUACUAUGAAGAUAAUAAAACAUUGAAUUAAUGUUUACUUCAUUUGGUUGUAAUUGACUGGUCUUUGGGGAGGAUAAUAGUGUCAUCAAAUCAAUAAAAAUGCUGUGAGGAAAUUUAA